AUGAGUAAAGACCACAGAACGAAUAUAAGGCGAGAAGUAGCAAAGGCCAUGCUAUCAGCUCCUGUACGCGCAAAUACCUACCCACAAAUGCGCAGAAAGGCAUACACCAAGAGGCAGUCUCUUGACUUGACACCGGACGGCCCCAGCCAGACACCUCCUACCGUAACUUCAUGCCGUUAUGACAGUUCGCUUGGCUUGCUUACCAAAAAGUUUGUUUGUCUACUCAAAGAAUCCAAAGACGGCGAUUUAGAUCUCAACAAAGCAGCCACUGCAUUAAAAGUUCAGAAGCGAAGGAUUUAUGAUAUAACUAAUGUACUCGAAGGCAUCUGUUUAAUCGAAAAGAAUUCAAAGAAUCAUGUCAGGUGGAAAGGCCCUCCACAACAAUCCGUAAUGGGUUUGCGAACAGAUUAUAAAAAGCGAAUCGAAGAACUAAAAAAAGCCAAUGCGGAUCUCGGGUUGCAGAAACAGCAACUAGAAAAAGCGAGUGAAACAAUUGAAUCAGAUAUAAAAGCUAUUUUUGAAAACGAACAAACACGCAGGCUAGCCGUGGUGUACCAAUCCGACGUUGAGAAUGUCACUUCUCCACGAGACGAGCUUGUUAUUGCUAUUAAUACCAGCAACAGAGCUGAAUUACAAAUUCCCGACCCAGUCGAGGUCGAUCAACCUAACCAACAAGGAUACAAAGUUCAUGUCUAUGAACCACCGAACGAUACAGUUAACAUAUACAACCUAACAUCAUCGUGCUCUACCAAUUCCUCUUUAUUUGCACCAUCUCCACCAUCUCCAUUUUCUUCGUCUCCAUCAUCAGUAUCGUCGUUUUCAUCGCCUUCAUCGUCGCCAUCAUUCACCCCGCCUUCCUCACACUUGUCUCUACCAAUUUCAACAUCACCCUUACCGACAACAUACCCGUACGCUUUACCCUCUCCGCAAUAUCCAAGCCGUACGAACGUUACGAGUCAUAAUAGCCAUUCGAACAACAAUCAACACAAUUCGGGUUCGCUAUUACCGAUCAAUUCUAAUCGUCGCGUCAGUAACUCGAUUAUACUUCCGCCGCCAUAUAUACCGUAUGGACAGACGACGCCGAUGUCCACGCCUCCUGGAGAGGAUUAUGAUAUGAGUAAUUGCACUAGUGAAGAAGAAGAGGAUUAUUGUAGACGAGAGUUGUGCAUAAAGGAUGGAUACACGCAUAGCCAUAACGGACAACAACAGCAACAGACAAGUCAUGGUUGUGAAGAUGUUCGCGGAUAUAAUCACGACAAUGUUCGGGUAUAUUCUUAUCGACCCAAUACGGACAAUUACUGUUAUUAUAGACAGCAUUCUUUCGAUGAUGUGGAGACUAGCAAUCGGUUAAAGGAGUACGAUUUUGCAUACGCAAGACAGAAUUCGCGUGAUUUAUUAAGAUUUGAUGAUUAUCAUUAUCAGAGACGUGUAACAGAAUUUAGAAUGUGUUGA
Molecule: messenger RNA, 1452 nt
Organism: Paraglomus occultum
Lineage: Eukaryota; Fungi; Glomeromycota; Glomeromycetes; Paraglomerales; Paraglomeraceae
Source: the annotation of a GenBank genome assembly